Molecule: messenger RNA, 257 nt
Organism: Racocetra persica
Lineage: Eukaryota; Fungi; Glomeromycota; Glomeromycetes; Diversisporales; Gigasporaceae
Source: the annotation of a GenBank genome assembly
AUAAUACUAUGAAAAAUAUAUUUGAAAUAGAGCUUCAUGAUUUUAUUAAUAAAAUUAUAAAUACCUUAUGCUCUGAGAAAAAUCAAGAAGUAAAUAAAAUAGAUGAACUAGUUGAAAAGCAAAAUAGUUUAUCAAAUAAAAUUAAAAAAUAUUCAAAUUGUUUUGAAUCAGAGAUUGAUAACAAAAAGCAAAAUUGUCCCAAAUGUAAUACUAAGCUACCAACACUUACUUCACUAAAUCAAGAAUCAUCUCUUUAA